AUGGCUAACCCUCCCCCGGUUCGUCCAUGGUUCCGCUUAGCCUCCAUUCGUUCAACUGCUGCACAAGCUCCUUUUGCUGCUGCUCCUGCUGCUCCCCUAGAGCCUCGCACUACGUUGGGCUUGCCUGCAUUUAGAACAGCAUCAGCACCUUCAUCACCACAAACUCACCCAAUUCAACCCCCCCAACCUCCUUCAGAACCUUCAUCUCAACCUAAUAGAUUUUCUUCUUCUUCACUCCCAAAUUCUCCAGUCCACAAGGCCACACUUACAACAUCUUCCCCACCGCAUUCCUCCCCUGAGAAGAGUGCUCGUGAGCGGGUGCCUGUGCCUGUGUCAAGUCCCACUCACUCCCCUAAAACAAUUAAACAAUCUGAUCGUAGCCCAAUGCACUCACCAGACAAUAACAAAACCAUCGCUCCUCCACCGUCUCCUCUCACUCUCCCACCUUCCCAGUUUAACACCGAGCCCAAGAUACCGGAACAGCCCGAGCCCAAAACCGUGCUGGUCCAGAAAACCAUCGACAGGAUAAGGCCAUGGCACAAUGGCGCCGCUGAAACGCACAAAAACCAUGGCAAUGCCCAUCACGGAAAACACGUCACUGGCAAGGAAAGUGAAUCGAAGGAGAAGGGUAUUCACAAGAAGCUUUCGGAUUCUGAGGACUCGGGCAUGAGAGUCAUAACCAUUGCUGGAGAAAACAGAGGGGCUUUCAUGGAACUCCUCCAGUCUCAGAAGAAACCCGAAGCCAAGUACCUCCACAAGAAGGGGACUCCGAGCAUCAACGUGGGCGAGGUGGAGUCGGAGAGUUCGAGCGCUGAGGAUGGGAGUGUGAACAAGAAGGAUAAGAAUCAGAAAGGUAAAACAGCGUCUUCGUUCCCCAUGGCCGCAUACAUGAACAGUAACGUGCAGUGUGUGAACAACUCGCUCCUGUACAACACUUCUUGCUCCCACCACGACCCCGGAGUGCGUCUUUCUCUUUCAAAAAAACCAUUUGGAGAAGGUUUCCAUCUCAAGGAAAACGCUGAUGGACACAACACAUGA
Messenger RNA from Sphenostylis stenocarpa, 1038 nucleotides. NCBI's taxonomy places the organism in Eukaryota, Viridiplantae, Streptophyta, Magnoliopsida, Fabales, Fabaceae. The record is from the annotation of a GenBank genome assembly.